CUCUUCACUAAGUUACUCUGUGAGAUUGCAAAGCUCCCAUGCUCUUCAGCACCAGCCCGACGCCGCAACUCCAAACAUCAUAAGAACUGCCCUCAAUUAAUUAUUCCGACGAAGAACGAAGAGCAACCUUCUCUACCCGACACCCGCAUCGUCAUCGUUCAAUCGAGCCAUCGCUAACAUGGGCUACGCAUCUCGCGACGCGGCGGACCCGAGCCAAAUCAAGAAGAACAAGCAGUCAAUGGCAGACCUGAAGCUACGCCGUCUCACUGAAUUGAACAAUCGUUUACGAGAGGACCUCGAGCGCGAGCGCAUUCCAGUUUCCCAAGCCGCGAGGAGCAUCAUUGCCUACACUGAUACGACACGCGAUUUCAUGGUUCCAUCCGUUUGGGGACCAGUCGACAAGAAGGACGAUCCAUACACGCCACAACCGACCGGAGGGUGCUGCGUGGUGAUGUGAGGAGGGGAAUACGAAUAAUGGAGGCGUUUUGGCCUGGCGUCAUGAAUUUAGCUGCUCGAUAAUCUGGAGAAAAACAAAGGAAACACAGAAGAGGAAGGCGAGCGAGCGAGCAUGGGAUACCCGAAAGGAUACUGCCCACAAACAAACAAAGAUUUCAUACUACAACGACGGGGGCCCGAGGACAAUUUCUCGUGGCGGAGGGCGUCCAUUUUGCCACCACACUUACGAUUAUGGCUCUUUUUUUACGUCGCUUUCUUGUAACUAUAUAGGGUGGGAAAACCA
Pseudogymnoascus destructans is the source of this 739-nucleotide messenger RNA. It is a transcript of the gene GNG1, whose product is annotated as Guanine nucleotide-binding protein subunit gamma. Bases 179 to 457 code for a protein of 92 amino acids. The record is from RefSeq and is a predicted model, not a curated record. Gene Ontology annotation, molecular function: G-protein beta-subunit binding. Lineage: Eukaryota; Fungi; Ascomycota; Leotiomycetes; Thelebolales; Thelebolaceae. Gene Ontology annotation, biological process: G protein-coupled receptor signaling pathway. The transcript is spliced from 2 exons. Gene Ontology annotation, cellular component: heterotrimeric G-protein complex.